GAGACACUGUACACGAGUGACGACCAUACAAUUUACAUACCACCACUACUACAACAAACAAACGCAUCAUUCGAGCCAGACUUGUCGCAAAUAAUUCGACGUUUCCAACACGCCGAGGAAGCCUCAAAUCCAACCACACGACAGGACUGCAAAUAAAUAUCCCACAACUGACUACGACCGCCUCGUUGAUAUUCCCACGCCCACAUAUCAAGGGCUGCCAUCAUGGCCCCUUCAGGAGCACCUCUGACUCCCGGCUUUGGUACUUUUCAAAGAAUUCUAUCUACUGAACCCAUCGACUCUUCCGUAACAUACCUUGUCUCUCUUUUCAAGCGACGACAGAUCAAAGGCUCGAAACGAUGCGCCGUCGCAACCACCCUCCUUCUCCUUCGCACAGUCGAACUCACCAAGCAAGCCGAUUCCGAAAGACUGAUACAGAGGGUCACCGAGGUUGGCAAAAAGUUGAUGAACGCUGCGCCGCAUGAGCCGUCUGUUGGAAACAUCGUCCGGAGAGUCCUGGGUAUAAUCCGAGAAGAAGAUGAAGACGAUGCGGCAGCCGGCGGCGAUGGGGGAAGCGCAGAGAGCGAUGCAGGUCUCGACCCUCCUACGCCCAUAGAACGAACACACUUGUCGCAUCAGUUCGCAGCCACCAGCGCUUCCUCCACCGCCAGCCCGUCACCACAACGAGGCAUGUCGUCCCGCCCUCCGCUCCUCUCCUCUCACACAGGCGCCCCGGGCGGUGCUCGCCCCGUCACGUCCAUGUUCAGCAUCAUCUCCCACCCGACCAUGCGAGCGUCAGGCGUCGAGUCCCCGAUUCAAGGCAGUGGCAACGUCACGCCCCGAAUGAGCGUGUCCGGGACCUUGUCGAACCUCCGGCAAGAAGUCAUCAAGGGCAUCAAAGAGAUCAUCGACGAGAUCAGCGGGUCCGACGACGAGAUCGCCUCUGCGGCCCUCGAACAGAUCCACCCCCACGAGACCAUCUUCACCUACUCCUCCUCCGUCACUGUCCAGAGAUUCCUCCUUCGUGCCGCCUCGAAACGCAAGUUCACCGUCAUACACGCCGAAGCCUACCCGAACAACUACCACAAGACGCACGCCCUCCUGACCGGCGGCCAGGACGGCACCGAGGACGACGAUAUGCUGCCCAACGAGUCCUUCUCGAAACCCUUGACGGCGGCCGGGAUCUCGGUGGUCUUGGUCCCGGACUCUGCCAUCUUCGCCGUCAUGUCCCGCGCCACCAAGGUGAUUCUCGACACGCACGCCGUCCUGGCGAACGGCUCUCUGUUUGCGGCGGCUGGGUCUAAAGCCGUCAUCAAAGCCGCCCGUUUCCACCGUGUCCCCGUCGUCGUCCUGGCCGCCACCCACAAGCUGUCGCCGACGUACCCUUAUGACCCUCACUCGCUGAUCGAGUACGGCGACCCCGGAAAGGUCGUCCCCUUGCAGGACGGCGAGCUACACUCGGGACUAGACGUCGGCGUGAGGAAUCCAUUGUACGAUUAUGUCGAAGCGGGCGACGUUGAUUUGUUCGUCACCAACCAGGUCCCCGCGGUCGUGAGCACGGGUUAUCUCUAUAGAGUGGUUAGGGAGCAGUAUCACGACGAGGAUCUGCAGCUGUGAUGGCCGCAGAGGGAGGCCAGUGCUAUUCUGAUGGAAGCCCAUAUCUGAGGAUGGUUCCCAGGUGUACGACGAUGCCGUAUCACUAGUCAGACGAAGUGUUCAUUCAUACAUGAUGCAUGAUCAUGACACCGUUCUUAUUUUCCUGCUUCUCGGAACGUGGUGCUCCGGACGCUGGAGAAAUGCUUGGAAUUUACUGUGAGCAGAUCGCCACGAGUUGAUGUUUUGGCUUCAAAAAUAAUUGACCAAAGCAACGUAAUCUUAUUGACAUCGCUCUUCGAAUUGAUGGUACAAUCAAUAUACAUGACCUCUUUUCCAGGUCCAAUCUUGUCCAGUCUAAAUUCAAACAAUCUUGUCCGCCCCGACAGGUUGUCUCUUCAGCCUC
Molecule: messenger RNA, 1996 nt
Organism: Exophiala oligosperma
Lineage: Eukaryota; Fungi; Ascomycota; Eurotiomycetes; Chaetothyriales; Herpotrichiellaceae
Exons: 2
Coding region: 223-1614 (463 amino acids)
Biological process (GO): translational initiation
Cellular component (GO): eukaryotic translation initiation factor 2B complex
Molecular function (GO): translation initiation factor activity; guanyl-nucleotide exchange factor activity
Source: RefSeq, a predicted model, not a curated record